Molecule: messenger RNA, 2218 nt
Organism: Scleropages formosus (Asian bonytongue)
Lineage: Eukaryota; Metazoa; Chordata; Actinopteri; Osteoglossiformes; Osteoglossidae
Gene: csrp1a
Product: cysteine and glycine-rich protein 1a
Exons: 6
Coding region: 129-707 (192 amino acids)
Biological process (GO): sarcomere organization; muscle tissue development
Cellular component (GO): Z disc; cytoplasm; nucleus
Molecular function (GO): actinin binding; structural constituent of muscle
Source: RefSeq, a predicted model, not a curated record
CACCCUCCAACUGAGUGUGUAGAGCGGUCCGACAGCUCUGGUGUGUCUCCCCAGCACGCUGGUCAGUGCAGCCACCCCGUGCCUCAUCAGGAGCCUCAGACGAACAACUCCAAGCAGGACGCCACAGGAUGCCUUUUGGUGGGGGAAACAAGUGUGGCUGCUGCCAGAAAACGGUGUACUUUGCAGAGGAGGUGCAGUGCGAUGGCCGGAGCUACCACAAGUCCUGCUUUCUAUGCAUGGUGUGCAGGAAGAACUUGGACAGCACUACGGUGGCCAUCCAUGGGGACGAGGUCUACUGCAAGGCCUGCUACGGCAAGAAGUACGGCCCAAAAGGCUACGGCUACGGCGGCGGAGCGGGGACCCUCAGCAUGGACAAGGGAGAGUCUCUAGGCAUCAAGCCAGAAGAACAAGCCCCCCAUCGUCCCACCAACAAUCCGAACCCCUCGAAAUUCGCCCAGAAGUUCGGCGGCUCUGAUGUGUGUCCUCGCUGCAGCAAAGCUGUGUAUGCCGCCGAGAAGGUUGUGGGGGCCGGCAGCGCAUGGCAUAAGAGCUGCUUCCGCUGUGCCAAAUGUGGAAAGGGUCUGGAGUCCACGACCCUGGCUGACAAGGACGGCGAGAUCUUCUGUAAAGGAUGCUACGCCAAGAACUUCGGCCCCAAAGGAUUCGGGUACGGCCAAGGUGCUGGAGCUCUGUCACAUGCUCAGUAGAGCUCCGCAGUCCACCGCAGUUCCCCCACUACUGUCCACCCUACCUUACUGGUCCGUGCUCCACCUAAUAUUGCAGCGGCUACAAGACAAGGAGUUCCAAGUUUUCAUGGUGACUGUUUUUGGUGGGGGGGGGGGUGCAUUCUGCUCCCUGGACUGGGGACACACUUUGGUUUCUCGAAGUCCUGCAUGUCUCACUACUCACAUGGAGGAAUGGAAGCACUUGUCCAUCAUUCCAUACUGUAUAUUUAGGAUCAGCUGGUCAUCCUUUGGAUAGUAAUGUUUAAAAAUAAACUAACAUGUAUGAAUGCGGUUGCUUUAGUGUUACUAAUAUAGUAUAUCAGAUAUCACUGGAGCUUCUUGCUUAUAUUGUGGCUACUGUCACCUGAGAGACAGACUUCAGGUUUUAUUCUCCAGCUCAUUUUCCUUCUAAUUCCUGCAAAGUUAUGGAAUGCAGCUUCCUUCCUUGUGAUGUAUAAAUUAAGAUCACACUGUAUGGACACUAUAGAACUCUAAACACAUCCUAUGUCCAUAGGAGACAGGGUGUUGUAUAUGUUGAGUCUCUGUGGAACCUGCUCCUGAGGAACCACUGGUCUUUAGUUCUAAGCCUAUGGUGUUGCUUGCAUUACUUGGACCUCUAUCCGGAACAUUUUUGCGUCCCAUUUGUCCAACACGUAACACAGUUCUGCAGUUUCGCUUUGACAAAGCAGAGUCUCACUUCCGCUUGGAGGCUGGGCACUUCAGCUUCCAUUCAGUUUUUUCUUUCUUUUUAAUAAAGUAAUGUUUAAGCAGAUAUAUUCACACAAGCACACCUUGCUUAUUGUACAUGCAGUUCUGAGUUGCUGAGUAAAAUGGCUAAAAAUUUUUUUAAGACAUGGUGGCUAUUAAUAUAAACAUGACAUUGUGUAUAGAUGCAGGUUCUGUGUGUGUGUGAGACUGUUUACAUAGUGGUACACUUGUUUUGUCUGCCUCAGUGCCCUUAUUCCUCAUUAGCUAUCUACCGUGGUAUGCGCCACUCAGGAAACUGCUUAAUCACAACACAAAUUUCCAGCUGGAACAUUAAAUACAGAAAGAUAUCAAACAGACGUGAUUAAUAUUUCCGUUAGGACGUUGCACUUAAAAUGCCUUGCUUGUACCCAUCUGGAAAGAAUAUUUGGAACAAGGAUUAUUUUUGUCUGUCUUUCCCGUGAGUAAUUUAUUACAAAUUUUUACUCACGGGGAAUGUGGAGCUAAACACAGUGAUGAAAUAAUUCAUUAAAAACAUUAUUUAACAGUUGUUGCUGACAGCCCUCCAAUUUGUGACCAAAGUGUAAAGUUUGGGGAUAAAUGUAAUGUUUUAGUAUUGGCAGUGAUGUGCAAUUGUCCCACUUGGUGUAUUUUACCUUACGCUGCUUCCACGUUUCCAUGUAGCUAUUUGCACAAGUUGAUUCUCUAAAUGUGCCGAUGUAUGAAUAUCACUAACAGUUCUCUCUGCAUGUGUCUGUUUCUUGGAUAAAUAAAACAGUCUUCCUGCA